AGCAGCGUGACCGCCUGUCCCUCCGGUGGCCCCGGGCGUGGGCGUCCCCCAGCGGAGGGGAGCAUGCAGGGGCGCCGGCGUCGCUGCCCGGGCGGCGUGUGCGGGUCCGCGGCCGCUCGCCGCCUUUCAGCCGGGAAACCCUGACCCGACCGAGGGUCCGCCCGGUGCCCGAGCCCUGGGGCUCCCCGCAUGAUGGGGUGACGGACGCAGGAGGAGCCGGGGAAAGCCCCGAGAGACGUGGGAAGCGUGGGAUUCCAGACCUUUGAAUUUUCGGUCCAAAAAUAUUUAAAACAUUGUUGGGGACAGAUAAAGGAGUGCCAGAUUUUUAAAGAGUGCCGACUUCAGCGUGCAGGUGGCACAUAGUGAGAAUGGAAACACCAGGAUUGAACAGAUUGUGAGAACAGUAAGUGUGACCCAGAGAAGAACAUCUUUCAAGAAAUAGUCACUAGAGUCACAAUGGAGGUUUCCCCAGCAAGCAAGCUUGGUGAGACCUUUGUGUUUGAGGAUGGGUUAGAGAUGCAGCAAGAACUUUUCCCAGAGGAGGACCUGGGUGACCCUUUUCUUCAGGAAAGGGGUCUAGAGCAAAUGGCUGUUAUCUAUAAGGAGAUCCCUCUUGGGGAGCAAGACGAGGAACAUGAUGAUUAUGAGGGGAAUUUUAGUCUGUGCUCAAGCCCUGUUCAGCAUCAGAGUAUCCUGCCAGUAAACAGGCCCCAGGAUGACGAAAUAUUUGGCCAAACCUUCCUCCAGAAAUCAGACCUUAGUAUAUGUCAGAUAAUCCACGAUGGAGAAGAACCCACAAUGGAGAAGAACUCACAUGAUUGUGAGAAAGCAGGCAGGGGGGACUUGGGACCUCACAAACUUCACAGAACUGCACAACCAGCAAAGCCCUAUGCGUGUCGGGAAUGUGGGAAGGCCUUCAGCCAGAGCUCACACCUCCUCCGACACCUGGUGAUCCACACGGGGGAGAAGCCCUACGAGUGCUGUGAGUGUGGGAAGGCCUUCAGCCAGAGCUCGCACCUUCUCAGACAUCAGAUCAUCCACACCGGGGAGAAGCCCUACGAAUGCCGGGAAUGCGGAAAAGCCUUUCGCCAGAGCUCAGCCCUCUCGCAACAUCAGAAAACCCACACUGGGAAGAGACCCUAUGAGUGUGGGGAAUGUGGGAAGGAUUUCAGUCGGAGCUCAAGUCUCAGAAAACACGAGAGAAUUCAUACCGGAGAGAAACCUUAUCAGUGUAAGGAAUGUGGGAAAUCCUUCAACCAGAGUUCAGGCCUGAGCCAGCAUCGGAAAAUCCACACCCUGAAGAAACCUCAUGAAUGUGAUCUCUGUGGUAAAGCCUUUUGUCACAGGUCUCACCUUAUUCGGCACCAGAGGAUUCACACUGGGAAGAAACCUUACAAAUGUGAAGAGUGUGGGAAGGCCUUCAGCCAGAGCUCCAACCUCAUUGAACAUCGUAAGACCCACACUGGCGAGAAACCCUACAAAUGCCAUAAGUGUGGGAAAGCCUUCAGCCAGAGCUCGUCCCUCAUCGAGCACCAGCGGAUCCACACGGGGGAGAAGCCCUAUGAGUGUGGCCAGUGUGGGAAGGCAUUCUGCCACAGCUCUGCCCUGAUCCAGCAUCAGAGAAUCCACACAGGGAAGAAACCCUAUGCAUGCAAUGAGUGUGGCAAAGCCUUCCGGCACAGGUCGGCCCUUAUUGAGCAUUAUAAAACCCACACCAGAGAGAAACCCUACGAGUGCAACAGAUGUGGCAAGUCUUUCAGGGGCAGCUCGCACCUCAUUCGGCAUCAGAAAAUCCACACUGCUGAGAAGUUCUAGAAGGAGAGGCUCACUCGGAGCCGAAAGACUGUCCCAGAUGGAGCCCACACCCAGUCGCUGUGUCCGUAAGUCCCUGCCCACCUCCCUGAUGACAGUGCUGAAUGGAAACGCACCCACCCAGGCACUCCUGCACACCCACACGAGCAGCCGGGUCCCCGUGGUCCCUGGCUGGCGCCCUGCACUCAGCAGGUUUAUUGGGGGGACAGGAAGGCCACCGGCAUGGGGCGCGCCCAGAGAGAAUCGGCCAUCAGCCGUCUCAUUCUCACAUUGGACUCCCAAGCCUGUGAGAUUGAGUUUUGCCCUCUUUUGCCAGAAUCCAGAAGAAUAAACGUCAGAGAGAGAGAGUUGAGUUAAACCACAAAACUGGCAGAUGAACUCUUUACCAUCAGUCUGCAGUCUGGCACUUUUAGGAGACAGACUGUGCUCACAAGUCCAAAUCAGCUGAAGAAAAAUGAAUCCAAACGUAGAUACAUCAGCAGCAAAAUGGAAUCUUCCACCCAGCUUGGGCAUUGAUGGGGACAGCCAAAACGGGUUACAGAGCAAAGGGAGGGUCUGGAAGGAUUAGUUUUGCUGUGAAGAGUGAGGGUGUGAGCCCCCGGUGUGGCCUCUUGAUCCUCGUUCCGGGUUAGAGUGAGGGCGGUCUCUGGCUCAUGGCUCUUUCACAGGGGAGUAGAGGGCUGGUCCUGUAGGCCAGAGGAUGGUGACGCCCGGCUCGGACUCAGCAGGCACUAGACAUUAGUGCCCUCCAGGACUAAUCCCUCCACAGACCCAGGGCCCCCGAGACCAUGGCCUGUUUCUGGUCUGCUGGCUGUGCAGCCCCCUCUCCGCCCUCCAGUGCUGGGGGAUGUAGGAAGCAGGUGAUUCAGUCAGAGGGCCGGGUUCAUGUCCUACUCCUGCUCCUCCUACCUGCGUGACCUUGAGGAAGCCCCAAGGCUCCGUUUCCCCAUCUGUGAAGGGGGCAUAGCGGGACCUGGCCACAUACCUCUAAGGGUUGGUGCAGGGCUCCCGCUGAGAAGGAGACCACACAGACAAGUGCUUUGUGCAACUGGCGAUGGAGGAUGGAGACCCAGAGUGAGCCCUGCUUUCCCCACAGACCGAGAGGCAUCUCUGUCUGGUUCCCAAAAUGGCAGGGCACCCUGGGCUGUGGGUGCUUGUGAUGUGGUUUCCCGGAGGCCAUCCAGAGCCUCCCCACGGCCUCAGUGAAGUCCUUGUCCUCGUAUUUCUCUGUCCUCCCCGCUGUCAACUGGUGUUCACCCAGGGGUCGUUUAAAAAGUAACAAGCCUGUGUCCCGCCUGGACCGAUUCAGUCAGCAUCUCCAGAGGAGGGCUCAGACAGUGGUGUGUUUUUAAAGCUGCACAGGUGAUUGUAAUGUUCUAACGUGGGCCAGGCUAUGAGCCCUGUGCUGGGCUCGCAUGCACCCCCGACAUCUCCCAGAUGUCAGGCCUGCUCACCCUGACUGAGCGAGCCUGAAGGCUGUUCUGUCUCAGUCCCCUGACCCCAUCCCCAGGAAUGGGUUCAGGCAGUGAUGUGUCUGGCCGACGGACAGCUGUUUGUCCCAGGCCCUCAGGCCUUCGUGCUGCCCAGGGGUCUCUAGUACUGGCUUUCUCUCCCCCGGGCCCCCCAGAGCUAGUGCGGGGAGGAGGCAGACUGAGCGAGUUCGAAGUUUUCCAAAAGUUGAUGGCUGGAAUCGCACGAACCCACCGUGGUAGCACUGGUUAUUUCAGCUAAUCAGAAGCUCAGCUGGGCAGUUAUUUGUAGUUUUGAUGAAUAAAAAUGGGAAAGCCAUAAUCAUUACUUAACAAGUAGGCCUUGGUAGGCCAGAGAUUUUAAAAUGAUAGGUCCGAUGGGCUGGGAGAUCACAGUGGGAGUCCUGGAGGUGAGAGCACCCCUCUAUCCAGCUCUUCUUUGCUGUGUGAGUAUGUGAAAUAUUUAGCCAGCGCCCCAGGGUCCCCCAGAACCUGCUGGACUGGCCUGACCCGGUGGUGCCCCGGCGUUGUCUGCAGGCAGCCUUCAGUCAUUUACCAGGAGGAGAGAAUGCUGAGACCCUUGCACAUGGGACAGCAGGCCCCCCAGCCAAGAUCUACCUCCUUGGCACCCCCCCCCAUUCCACCUCUGCCCUGGCCAGGCCUGUCCUUAUCGGGCAGUCGUCUCUUUCCUCCCUUUGAUGUCUCCCUCCGAAUACUUCGGCACACCCCAGCCAAACUGAUUUUUUAAAGCAUCAUUUUGCACAUGUCACCACUCUCCUUAAAACCAACCUUCAGGGGCUUUUCUGCACUUAAACCCCCAUUUCAGCCCAUCUGGUUUAACCCUCUGAGCAAGCCACAUGGCGUUCAUGCCACCCUCUGCCCAGAUGCCCUCUCCACUCGCUCCCAGCUUCUCUCAACUCAUUUUAUGCUGUUCUCACGUUUUGAAAUAUGCACUUUCUUUCUCCUCCGCCUCCUCUACCCCCCAACUCCUUUCUUCCUUUUGACAAUUGAUGUCACAUGGGGAUUAAGAUCCCCUUUCUGAAGGGUGGACAGUCUCACAUAGCCAUGGUAAGACCAGGUACGGUUCUCUCUCGGAAGUGGGAGCAGAACCUGGUUCCUUCUGUUCCACUUCUUCAGUGUUUACUAUGUACUUGUAAGUGCUUUCGUUUUAUUUAGGGUCUCAAACAGUGUAACAUUAUAAGAGAUCGUCCUAGUAACAUUCUAAUUGUCCUUGAAUUUAGUUGUUGGCUGUUUGUUUUGUUUUGUUGUCUUACAUUUUUUUCCUUGUGGUAGAUGUUGAGUGUCAUAAAGCUCCAAGUCUUGAUUUUGUUUACUAAUUGAAUUGCUUUGUCAAAGUAUGUGUAUUCUGCUCUUUUCUUUCUUUUUUUUUUUUUGGCUUAAUACUUUACAUUUCUAAGAUUAAUUAUUUAGAUAUAAUCAUAUUUUUAAUAUUUCUAGUAAAUGUAGAUACUUUGGUCUAUGAUUUUUUCUUAGAGCGUUUUCUGCACUCUGUAAGUUUGACGUGGUAUUUUUUAUUAUUGUAUUAAGAAUUUCCUUUUGGCUCAAGUGUUAUUAGUAUUAUUAUUUUUAUAUUUCCAAGUGGUGAAUGCUUAGGCCGUUGUUGUUGUUACUUAUUGUACAUGGUGUCAGCAUUUCUAAGUGUCCACAGAACUUCUCUGGGCCUGAAUAUAUUACCACUUUUUAUAAAGCAUUUGUGUUCUCUCAAGAAAUGUGUUUUUACUCUAUCAGUUCUAUUUGUUAACUUAGUUUUUGAAUUAAUUUAUCCAAAUCCAUACUUGAUCUAACUUUUGUUUACUUCAGAGCUCUUCACCUGGGUCCAUGGACUGCUUAGAGUCCUGUACGUGCAGGGGUUUGGAGGCUGCGGCCUCCUAGGGAGUGAACGCAGUUGUGUGGGUAUGUGCAUAGAUGUUCUGGGAGGGGUCUAGGGCAUUCACCACAUUUUGGAAGGGCUCUGUGACCCCAAAAUAGUUAAGAACCGUUUACUUGAUCUAAUUGUAGUCUGAUUUUGGGUGUUUUUUUCUUUGCAUAUUUCUAUUUCACUUUAAUUUCUGUUUCUCUUUUAUGUAUGUUGUUGCUAAGUUAGUCAUGCAGUUAUCUCAAAUCCUUUUUGAGAAGAAGGCAGGGUAUAAAUUAUUAAAAGUAGGGACCAUGAUAUGUGGGGCAUAUAUAUUUAAUAGUGAUAUAGUGAAAACUGUGCCUUUUAGUGCCCUCUUUGCCUCUUUUAAUGCUUCUAGCUUAAACUUCUCUUUUCCAAAAAUCAUAAUAGAAACCCCUGGCUUUUUUUGCAUUUGCAUUUGCAUGAGAGUUUAUGUAGCUCAGCGUUUUAUUUUUUAAAUUUGUGUAUAUAUUUUGCUAUAUGUCUGUAACUUA
Messenger RNA from Diceros bicornis minor, 5672 nucleotides. It is a transcript of the gene ZNF70, whose product is annotated as zinc finger protein 70. Lineage: Eukaryota; Metazoa; Chordata; Mammalia; Perissodactyla; Rhinocerotidae. Bases 457 to 1815 code for a protein of 452 amino acids. The record is from RefSeq and is a predicted model, not a curated record. Gene Ontology annotation, biological process: regulation of cytokine production; negative regulation of transcription by RNA polymerase II; regulation of immune system process. The transcript is spliced from 2 exons.